Molecule: messenger RNA, 1845 nt
Organism: Drosophila persimilis
Lineage: Eukaryota; Metazoa; Arthropoda; Insecta; Diptera; Drosophilidae
Exons: 1
Coding region: 1-1845 (614 amino acids)
Source: RefSeq, a predicted model, not a curated record
AUGAAACCUCUGGCGACUCGUGUCCUGCCGUACAUCCAUCGAUUGAGCACAGUUGUAUGCCCCAGGGUACAGCUACUGACAACCAAGAUUGUUCAGGGCAAGAAUUACCUGUUCUUCAAUCACUCCGUGCCGGAGUUACGCUCCUGUUGUGGCGUGAAAUACCUCACCGAUGUCAGUUGCGCAUAUGUGCGAUUUGUACGAAAGGACGAUGUUCGCAACAAAAGAAUAGGCCAGCAAUAUUUCCGUUUAAGCACGAAAAGGAGAUACCUUGAGGUGGGAACUGGCGUUCAGUAUUUUUGGAUUCGAUGUAGCGCAUAUGGAAAAAUUAUCUAUAAUGAUACCCUGUUUUUCCUGCCACCGCCACCGCCGAAGAAGGAAAAUCGGAAGCCGCGUACCCAUGAAAAACUCUCCGUCAUGAUUUUGGGCAUUGACUCGUUGUCGCACAUGCACUAUCUGCGCUCCUUUCCAGAGGUGGCGACCUUUAUUGAUAGACUGCCGCAUACCGAGUUCUGGGGCUACAACCGCAUUGGACGCAACACCUAUGCCAAUAUGCUUCGCCUCUUGACCGGCCGGAGCCCUAAAGAACUGAAUGGGACCUGCCAUUCAGGAAACAAAACCUUCGAUAGAUGUCGGUUUUUGUGGGAUGAUUUCAAGGCGGCAGGGUACACGACCAGCUAUGGGGAGGACAGCGAUCAGCAUGACAUAUUAACUAUGCAUGGGGGGGGAUUUAAAAAACAACCCACGGAGUUUUAUUUACGCCCCGUGAUGCAGAAUAUACGACAGCGCACCCAUUAUGAGGCCAGGACGUUGGGUAAGCUGUAUAUAUCUAUGGAGUGCACCGCUGGACGCCUGUAUGAGGAUGUUCUCUAUGAAUUCAUCUACAAGCUAAUGCCGCACAUGAGACAGAAGCCAUCAUUCUCCUUAUUUUGGAAAGCAUCGGGCGUCCAUGACUAUUUCAACUAUGCCCGGACAAUAGACAAGGACUUUGUGAGGAUAUUGCGUGAGCUGCAGGAACAGGGUAUCAUGAAUCACACCCUGAUCCUGCUGAUGUCCGAUCACGGGCUAAGAUUCCAGGGCACCGACUGUGAGGGUGUCGAUUUCACGCAAACAUUUCAGGGCAUGGAGGAGAUCUCACAGCCAUUGCUGAUAGCCCUCUACCCCGAAUGGAUGACCGAAAGGUUUCCCUUGGCCAUGGCCAAUCUUCAGCAAAAUGCCCACAGUCUCCUUACAACAUUCGAUCUGCAUGAAACCCUCAAAGAUGUCCUCCACUUGGAGCAGUUGAGCGACUAUCAAGUGAAGGAUCGAACGUUCAGUUUGGAUAACGAUCGCGGCAUCAGUUUGUUUCUUCCGAUUCCGGAUGAAAGGAACUGCACCACCGCCCAGAUACCAGGCCACUUUUGUCUCUGUUUCAAACUACGGCGGAUAUCCCCCAACGAGAGUUCUGUUCAAAAGGCAGCACAGUUCGUGCUUGACAGCAUCAAUGACCUAAUCAAACCCUAUCCCCAGUGUCAGUCGUUGAGGUUGGUGAAAGUUCUGGCCGCCUAUAACCUAAGCGGUAGAAGGCAGAAAAACAUAAAACAUGCUAUACCCAAGGCUCCCUAUUAUCCACGUACCACAAAGAAGGGGAAAAAGGUAGACUACGUUGCAAGUGAUAACGAUGGACGAGCUGUUCAUAAGAUAAGGGUACGUCUGAGUGCCAGACCUGGUGAGGGACGGUUCGAUGCCAGCGUAGUGCUCAGGCCACGGAUGAGACUAGAUGGUCCUGUGACGCGAACUGACAAAUAUAAGAGUAAAUCUUAUUGCGUCAACGAUUAUGGCAUUGAAAUGUUUUGCAAUUGUUUGUAA